AUGCACACAGGCUCCAUGACUGUUCUGGGCUCUCCUGGGAUCUGCGGUGAUACUUCCUAUAGAACUUACUGCUAUAUCCCAGUGACUUCUUCAGCUGCAAUUUGCUCCAAAAAUGUAAGUUCCACUUUUGGGGUGUAUUUACCCAGUAGUUACCAAGGAAACCUCUGGCUUCUGGAUAACUGCCAAGAAUCCUAUGGUGAAGUGCCAAGCUGCAAAUCUCCCAGCUGUGACCUCAAGACCUGCAACACAAGUUGUGGCCCAUCAAGCUUGCAUGUGCCCUGCAACUAUCCAACUGUAGGCAAAGUAAGCAGCGCCUGCGAAACUACCAACAUUGGACCCAGUCCCACUUGCAGCCCACACCCUCAGAGCAAGGGGUACGUAUCUGAUUGCUCCCCAUCUAGCCGAUCUACAUCUAAAGCCUACCAGUCCUCCAGCUAUGGCUCCAAAUGCUUUGGUCAACUUAAUUACCUAUCCAAGAGUUUCCAGCCCCUAAACUACUGCAGAGUGGGUAGUCUGGGGUUCAGAAACUACCCAAAUCUUGGCAUGAUCCGCAGUAGCUUCUCACCAUCAUGUUCUAUUACCUACAGCUGCCAGCCGCCAAGUUAUUCAGUGAUAAAUUACAAAUAUGGGUCAAAUUAUAGGCCCAUGAGCUGUCAACCACUGAGUUAUAGUUCUAGACGCUUCCUGUCUCUGAGCUGUAUACCAAGUACCUUCCCUCCUCUGAGGUAUUUAUGCAGUGGCUGCAGACCUCUGAAUUGUUAUUGA
Messenger RNA from Talpa occidentalis (Iberian mole), 765 nucleotides. Its product is annotated as keratin-associated protein 24-1. The transcript has a single exon. Lineage: Eukaryota; Metazoa; Chordata; Mammalia; Eulipotyphla; Talpidae. Gene Ontology annotation, cellular component: keratin filament. The record is from RefSeq and is a predicted model, not a curated record. Bases 1 to 765 code for a protein of 254 amino acids. Gene Ontology annotation, molecular function: structural molecule activity.